Abrus precatorius (Indian licorice) is the source of this 3162-nucleotide messenger RNA. RefSeq lists its product as uncharacterized. Gene Ontology annotation, cellular component: nuclear pore. The transcript has 8 exons. Bases 553 to 2985 code for a protein of 810 amino acids. NCBI's taxonomy places the organism in Eukaryota, Viridiplantae, Streptophyta, Magnoliopsida, Fabales, Fabaceae. The record is from RefSeq and is a predicted model, not a curated record.
UCUUGUUUAGUUGGCGAUUCUUCUUUUUUGUUAAGAAUAUUUCCUCGGUAUCACUGUGUCCUUGUCGUUCCAUACUAAUUCGACUUGGUACCACAAAUUAGUGGUUUGUUUUUUUUAUCUUGUCAGAAAAGGUGCAUGUCUUGCUCCUGCAAAAGAGUAAAACAGACAAGUGAUGAUGUGUUCGGUCAAUUUUAGGAACUAACUUCAAUUUCACUAUUGUGGACAAGAUCGCAAUGGAUGCAUUUCAAUAUCUCUGAUUCAUGCAUCCGAGCUUUGUUUCUUAAUGUUAUAUUUAUUUAUAAUUAUACCUGUAGAACAUAGUUUGUUUUGAGCCCCUAGGAAAACAGCUAUACAAGAGGUUCUGCACGCAGUUUUAUGGUGGUGGAAGGUGAAGCACUAUUUUGGGGAGUAGGUAUUAAUAGUGGUUUCAGUUCAGACUCUAGGAAUUGAGAACUUCCUUGCGCUUAAGGAGCUCGAUAAGGUUAGUUAAUGCUAUCAUUUUCCCCUGCCACAGCUUCUUCAUUUGAUUGAUAUUUGAAGGAAUUUGAAAGUAUGAAAGAAACUGAGAAGAGAAAAGCUUCAAGGAAUAGUCAGACAAAGGGUUCAAGAAGAACCGAAAGGAGAGAGAAUAAAUUGCAUCAAGAUAAUUCUUCCAAAAUAUUGAAUGAAAAAGGAACUGAACCUAAGACACCCCAGGAUAGUAGACCAACUGCAAAUAAUUUUAUGAGUGAUUCAAACACAGUCUCAGAGAAUUCGGAAACUUAUGAAAACGUGGUUAUACAUUAUGUGGAUGAUGUCAACAGGUCUGAGGAGGCACUUGUCAAGAUGAAAGUUAAUGAAACGGCUGCUAAUGAAAACAAAAAUGAAGUAGCUGAUGAUCAUUCCAGUGAUUUGGAGAAAGAGCAAAAGGAAGUGAAUGAAGAACUAUCUGAUACUGAGACAGUAAAGGAUUCUGUAUCUUCCCAAGGUGAUUCUUUCACAAAUGAGAAUGAGAAAGUAGAAAAAGCUGCAAAAGAUCCUAAAAGUAAGGUUAAAGUGAAUCCUUCAGAAAGCAAUCGUGGAUCUCGGGAGAGAUCUGAUGGAAAAGGAAAUAAAUUGCAAUCAAAGGUAUCUGAUAGCAAUCAAAAGAAGCCAAUGAACUCAAAUAAAGGACCCUCCAAAGUUUCAAACAAAAAUGCUUCAACCAAUUCUAAGACUGUUAAAGUUCCUGUAAAUGUUUCGUCUGAAUCUUCUGAAGGUGUUGAUGAAAAACCUGUUCCAGAGGUCAAGGAACUUGAUAUCCUGGAUGGAUCCUCCAAUGGUGCACAGAGUGUGGGAAGUGAAGAUGAAAGUCAUGAAACCAUUAAUGCUGAAGAAAAUGGUGAACAUGAGGACGAGACAGGUUUGGAAAUAAAAAUUGAAGAAAUGGAAUUACGAAUUGAAAAGCUUGAAGAGGAACUGAGAGAAGUUGCUGCUCUUGAAGUGUCACUUUAUUCUGUUGUACCAGAGCAUGGUAGCUCAGCACACAAGGUGCACACACCUGCUCGGCGCCUUUCCAGGCUGUAUAUACAUGCUUGUAAGCACUGGAGCCAAAACAGGCGAGCAAUAAUUGCCAGGAAUACUGUUUCUGGCCUUAUUUUGGUUGCGAAGUCUUGUGGUAAUGAUGUUUCAAGGCUAACUUUCUGGUUGUCAAAUACCACUGUGCUGAGAGAGAUAAUUACUCAGGCUUUUGGAAAUUCAUGUCAACCUAGUCCCCUUAAAAGGUUGGCUGAGUCAAAUGGGGCCAGCAUGCGAAAUGAUGGGAAGUCUGCGGCAUUGAAAUGGAAGGGUAGCUCCAACGGUAAACCAGGAAAUGGUUUUAUGUCUCUUGUUGAAGAUUGGCAAGAGACAGGAACCUUUACCUCUGCUCUAGAAAGAGUAGAAUCAUGGAUCUUUUCUCGGAUAGUGGAGUCAGUGUGGUGGCAGGCUUUGACUCCCCAUAUGCAGUCUCCAGUUGGGGACUCUUCUUCUAAUAAACCCAUUGGGAGACUGCUGGGACCUGCUUUGGGUGAUCACAAUCAAGGAAACUUUUCCAUCAAUCUCUGGAGAAAUGCUUUCCAAGAUGCUUUUCAACGACUCUGUCCUGUUCGAGCAGGAGGGCAUGAGUGUGGUUGUUUGCCUGUGUUGGCUAGAAUGGUUAUGGAACAGUGCAUUGCAAGACUAGAUGUUGCUAUGUUCAAUGCGAUUCUUCGGGAGUCAGCCCUUGAGAUCCCAACUGAUCCUAUAUCAGAUCCUAUUGUAGAUUCAAAGGUUUUGCCAAUUCCAGCAGGAGAUUUAAGCUUUGGGUCUGGUGCACAGCUAAAAAAUUCUGUUGGCAAUUGGUCUAGAUGGCUUACUGACAUGUUUGGCAUGGACGCUGAAGACAGUCUACAUGAAGAUCAAGAGAACAGUGAGAAUAAUGAAAGGCAGGGUGGAGAUGGUGAACCUAAAUCUUUUGUUCUCCUUAAUGACUUGAGUGACCUUCUGAUGCUCCCUAAAGACAUGCUUAUAGAUACAAAAAUCAGACAGGAGGUGUGUCCAUCCAUCAGUCUUUCAUUGAUUAUACGUGUUCUUUGUAACUUCACUCCAGAUGAGUUCUGUCCAGACCCUGUUCCAGGAGCUGUCUUGGAGGCCUUAAAUGGGGAGACUAUUGUGGAGAGAAGAUUAUCGGCGGAAUCUAUAAGAAGCUUCCCCUAUGUGGCUGCUCCGGUUGUGUAUACACCUCCCUCUUCAGCUAAUGUGGCAGAGAAAGUUGCAGAGGCAGGAGGAAAGUCUCACUUGGGAAGGAAUGUAUCAGCUGUUCAAAGGAGAGGAUACACAAGUGAUGAAGAGCUAGAGGAACUUGAUUCCCCUCUCACAUCCAUCGUUGAUAAAAUGCCUUCAUCUCCAACAAUCUCUGAUAAUGGAAAAGGUAACCACAAAGAGCAAGGAAACCCCCCCAUAACAAAUGCUAGAUAUCAACUCUUACGUGAAGUUUGGUCCAUGUGAACCUUUUGUCACUUUCACAUGUGUACCUGAGCGCUUUUACCAAAGGAUAAAUGAAUAUUUAGCAACAAGGAAUUGUUAAUUGAGAUAAUAAAAAUAAAUGGAUUAGAAAGAUUCUACAUACAUUGAGAAUCUCCAUCAAUAGCAGAGCUUAAAACCUGCAUUUUUUUUCUUGUAUAU